ACUAACAUACACAUACAUUCACAUACAUAUGCAUACACAAAUAUUCACAUACAUACACAUAUAUUACAUACACUGACAUACAUCGAGUAUGAUCGGUUUGUCUCACUUCAACUAAAUACUGCAACUGCUAUUCGUACUUUGCCAUCUUUCUUUUGUACAUACAUUUACCGACAGAUAUCGACACAAAUAUACACACUAACACAUACACAUACAUAUAACAUAUACACGCCACAUACACUCGCAUAUAUACAUAAAAACGCCCACAUGCAUACAUACACGCGUACAUACAUACGCUUACACAUACACGCACACAUACACAUACACCUACACAUACACACAUACACACACACACACACACACAUACACACAUACAGUUGCUUGUCUUACCCUAUUUAAGCAAAAUUCACAAGAGUGUUGUGAACAAUCGCGUGAUAUACCUCAAGUGAGAAUAUAAGGAGAAUACUGGACAG
Molecule: messenger RNA, 470 nt
Organism: Loa loa (African eye worm)
Lineage: Eukaryota; Metazoa; Nematoda; Chromadorea; Rhabditida; Onchocercidae
Exons: 1
Source: RefSeq, a predicted model, not a curated record